This is a messenger RNA of Schistocerca piceifrons (Central American locust), 4078 nucleotides long. RefSeq names its product DNA repair protein complementing XP-C cells (gene Xpc). The record is from RefSeq and is a predicted model, not a curated record. NCBI's taxonomy places the organism in Eukaryota, Metazoa, Arthropoda, Insecta, Orthoptera, Acrididae. Gene Ontology annotation, molecular function: damaged DNA binding; single-stranded DNA binding. The coding region runs from base 487 to 3759 and encodes 1090 amino acids. Gene Ontology annotation, biological process: mismatch repair; nucleotide-excision repair. The transcript has 6 exons. Gene Ontology annotation, cellular component: nucleus; XPC complex; cytoplasm.
GUUUGUGAAAUGGCGGUAAUUCUAGACGAGCGCAAUAUAGAGAAAAUUUUGUGUUUGACAGCUUGAAUUCCGUAAUUAACAGUUCUGACAGCGUUGUGUUUUAAAUAUCUACUGUAAACUGAGGCGGAAUACAGAAGAGAGUGUGUCAUCUGAUGUAAUUAUAUUGUAUUAUGUAAGCUUGGUAUAUAGUUCUUUGUUGUGUGCCGGAGUUAAACGAAACGAUCAAAUAGUGCAUAUAAUAUUAGUAGAUGCCAGCUACUGCACGUUCGAUUAUUAUCUGACUAUCUUUCAAAGUUGCUCAUUUCUAGUUUCAUUAUUAAGCAUUACAAUCAGGGAAUUGAGAUAGAAAAAGAAAGGGCACUUUCCAUUUAAUCUUGUUAUGUUUGUGGAUUUCGUUACUUUUUAUGUGCUUUAUCCUAGUUGAGCUGUAGAGGAACUCAGGACAGCACACAUUUCACCUUCAUUUAUACAAAAUUAGUUUCAAAUAUGAGGACAAGGAAUUCUAGUAAAAGAUCUUCGUUGCGUGCACAUACUCCUGAAAGUGACGAAUCGCCGGAGAAGAUAAAAAGAGUGUCAACAAUACGGAAAGGUGUUGAAGAAAAGGCAAAAUCAAUUAAAAAUGACAGUAUAAGCUUCUCAGACAAAGGUUACGGUGGUAGUUCGUGCGAAGAUUAUACUGACUGCCAAAGGAGGGAAGCGACAAAAGCCUCAGAUUCUGGAGUUCUGUCGGGCAAAAAACGCAAGAGUGAAGACGCGGCUGAUGAAUCAUCAGACAGUAGUUCCGAUGACUUUCUAGUGCCGACACAGUCACUUGACUUAAACUCAGAUUUCUUCAAGAUUGAAAAAAAACCAGUUUCCGAUUUCUCAGCAAUAGAAAAUAGUAUUUUUGCUGACGUAAACAGGUUAAGUGAAUCUGAAGACUCAGAUGAUGUGCAAGAUUCGAAACCCAUCGAAAUAGAGAGAAUAACGUGCAACCCAGGACUGGAGGAAGAAAAUAAGACGAUCAAGCCAGAACAUUGUUCUGCAGGACCAGUAAACAUUAAGGUGGAGGAUGUUAGUGACAUUAAACCAAGUUUAGUUCAAAGUGGAAAGAAGACGCUUAAUGCAAAGCAGCGAAAGUCUUCUGAUAAGAAUGGCAAACAAAAGCAAAGUCAGCAAGGUAAGACAUUGGUGAAGUCCAGUCAUAUCAAAGCGGAAAACGAUGGCAAUAUACAAAAGGUCAAAACACAGGAAACUGGCAGGAAGCAGCUUCAAAAAGUCAAAGUGGAAGCCUUUACCCCAGAUGUAAGUCAAUUGGAUGUGUCACAACUGCUAGCUUUGGGAGAAGGUCAGGAUCCUAACAAUAAACCUAAAGGUGUCGCUAAAACAAAAAGAAAAAAUGUCUCAAAGAAGAAUGUGGAGAGUGAAGAGGAAGGAAUUAGUGAUUGGGAAGAAGUAGAUACUGGUAAUUUUGAAGAACAGCAUAUCAAACACAACAUUCCUAAAGAAGGUAUUGCUGUUACUGUGCAAGUUCCCAACAUUCACCAGAAGAAGAAGAAGAAGAAAGGUUUUGAUAUGGCAGCAUAUGUAAAACGUAGAAUGAAUAGGGUGCGGCGAGAUAUUCAAGUCCUUAUGCACAAGGCGCAUUUGUUGUGUUGGAUUGCUCAUGGAAAUUAUGUGAAUAAAAUUCUGAAUUCAGAAAUUCUUAUGGGAUUGUCAUUAUCCUUGAUACCUUCAAAGCACUGUUAUCCUGACAAACAUACAGAUCUUGCCUAUUUGCAACAAAUUGUUCAGUGGUUUUCAAAAACUGUGGAAGUUCAAGAGAAUGUUGAUGACAAAGAAGAGCUGUUAAGUUCAUUGCAGGUUCAGUUUCAAAAGAAGGUUGCAAAAUCAAAAAGGGACAUGGUACUAAUGUUUGUGUGUGUGUUGCGCUCUUUGGGAAUCAACACAAGGCUUAUAAUAUCACUGCAGCCCCUGCCAUUAAAGCCACCACUCUCAGAAAUAAGUAACUUAACUUCAAAGAAACCAUCAACUUCGAAAGGAAAGAAAAUAAAGAUGGAGCAGCAAAAGAAGGCACAAUCUGGGAGAAAAAAGGGUGCAUCGGAUACUUCAAAAGAUGUCGUACGGAAAAGACGAGAUGUCAUGACUAAGGAAGAAGCUGUGAAGCGAAUUAAAGAAGCAGCUGCAAAGAAAGUUGAACAAGCAGGGAAGUCAGGUCAGAAAAAAAGCAAUGAAAGUCCUGUAGACAGUAAAAAAAAUAUAAAGUCUCAAUCUGCAGGUGAUUUAUGUCGAUCUUUGAGAGACAGAAAAUCUGUGAAGAAGUAUGUAGAUGAUGGUGACACCACAGACGAUGAUGAAAAAGUUCAAUGUGACCAAGGAAGUGACAAGGAAACAAAAACAGUUAAUACAAAUUCCUCAGGUUCCAAGAAAAAGGUCAGUACCAAUACUGAAAAACUAACUGUGAAAAAUACAAAGAGGGAUAAAGCAAGCACCACUUGUACGGUAACACAUUCUUCUGGAAGUGAAAGUGAUUAUACUGCAGAAUUUAAAGAGAAGAAAACUAGGAAAGGUAGAACUGACCGUAGGGUAUUGUCUUCUGAUUCAGUAUCUGAUGGAGCAUGUAGGGCGGACACCAAGAAGAAGAAAGACCGAUGUGACGUAUGGUUAGAGGUGUUUUUGGAAUCUGAAGAGAAAUGGAUCUGCGUGGAUGUAUAUCACCGACAGAUUCACUGUGUGCAAGAACUUUCGUCUCGUGCCAGCCAGCCAGUGCAUUAUGUACUGGCAUGGCAGGAUGACGGUACCAUCAGGGACGUGACUCGCCGAUAUUGCUCUCAGUGGCAUAAUGUGACACGUAAGCAUCGUGUUGAUGAGGAUUGGUGGAAGGAGUCUCUCAAACCAUUUAUAGGCCGAAGGACAGCUCGUGAUUACCAAGAGGAUGAGGACUUGGACCGUCAGCUGCAGGAUCGGCCCCUGCCUACCAGUCUUGCAGAGUAUAAAAACCAUCCCCUCUAUGUUUUGAAGAAGGACCUGCUUAAGUUCCAAGCCAUAUAUCCUCCAGAUGCGCCUACACUUGGCUUUGUUCGUGGUCACCCUGUUUACGCUAGGGAAUGUGUCCACACAUUGCACUCCAGGGAAAUAUGGCUGAAAGAGGCAAAAGUAGUCAGGCUUGGAGAAACACCAUACAAGAUAGUAAAAGCACGUCCAAAGUGGGACCGUAUGAGUGGUAAAGUGGUCAAAGAUAUCCCACUUGAAAUCUUUGGGCCGUGGCAAGUUGAAGACUAUGUCCCACCAACUGCGGUUGAUGGCAAGGUUCCAAGGAAUGCAUAUGGCAAUGUGGAACUGUUCAAACCAAGUAUGCUGCCUGGAGGCACUGUCCACAUGCAAAUUCCAGGUUUGAAUCGCGUAGCCAGAAAAUUGCAGAUAGAUUGUGCUCCAGCAGUCAUUGGUUUUGAUUUCCACUGUGGAGCAAGUCAUCCUGUUUAUGAUGGAUUCGUAGUCUGCGAAGAGUACAAAGAUGUGCUGGCUGAAGCAUGGCAAGCAGAAGAAGAGGAGGCAGAUAGGCGCUAUGAGGAGAAGAGGUUAAAACGGAUCUAUGGAAACUGGAGACGAUUGAUAAAAGGUCUUCUUAUAAGAGAACGAUUAAAAGCGAGAUAUGAUUUUGGCCCUGUUAAAGAGACAGCUAAAACUAAAACAAAGAAAGCAAAGAGAUUCCAAGAGCCCAAAAGAAUGAAAACUGUUCAGUCUGAUGAUUCAGACUGGGAAAUGGGACAGUGCGACUAAAUUUAAUUGAUCUUGUAAGGUUAAAAUAGUAAUUAGUAACAUCGUCAUGAAACAUUUUCAACGAAAUGCAUUAAAAUUUUCUGCUCAAUUUGUUGUAAAAUUUUAGUAAUCAUACAAUUCAUAGAGUGCAUCUUUCAUGCAUUAACCAUUGCACUUUCUUCCACGAGCUUGUGAAUAUUCUGGUCAAAGUACUGCAAAGAUUUUUUUACAAAUUAUAUAAUUUCAUUGCUGUACUUCAACUAUUUGCUAGUACCUGUUGUCACAUUUUAUACCUGUAUUCGUAUAUUUUUAAAUCUUACAGUAUUUUUUAAUAGCUUAC